AUGUCCUAUCGUGAGCCCAUCUACAGCGACAAUCGGCCCUUUGCUUUUGCACCCAAUUCGCAAGAACAAGCUCGCGCUCUCUACGCAGAGGCUUCAGCACCACCACAGCCGGCCUUCGCACCUGAGCCCAAUUACGCGCCGUACCCAUCGCAAGUCAUGAACAGCGCAAGCAACGGCCAUCCUGCGACCGAAGCGGCCUCCAGCAUCGACCGCUUCGCACACUCUCCUGCUGACAACAUGAAUGGCGUUCAGCAUCCGCCUCUUCGGACCAAGCGUGCCCGGGAUGAUUCCCCAGAGCACGACAGCAGAGCUCAAAGAACCUCCGUAUCGCAGACCGACGGCUCGCUCGACGAUGCCAACGGUCAAAAGACGGAUGCGAGCGGCAACGUCACCAUGUUUCAGUGCAGAGGCUUCGGCGACUGCCGCAUGGUCUUUACGAGAAGCGAGCAUCUCGCCCGUCACGUCCGUAAGCACACUGGAGAACGGCCAUUCCGAUGCCACUGCGGUAAGGCCUUCUCGCGUCUCGAUAAUCUCCGCCAGCACGCCCAGACGGUGCACGCCGACAUGCCAGAGCGCAACGAGAUCAUGAUGCAAGAGCUCUCGUCACUUCACGCCUCACUCGCCCAGUCCGCCGCCCAGGCUCAACAUGCACAUGCCCAAGUUCUCGGCAAGAGCAGCUCGCCAGGCGCUCUGAUCGCCAGCCAUAAUCAUACAGCGCGGAGGGGCAAGGGUAGCGGUAAGACGAGCGCAGCGACAAGAGCUGCGCGUGGUGCCGGCCAUGAGCGAUCUGGAUCGCCCUCGUCGCCUCAAGAAACGCCGCAAAAUCACUCGGAAGCCUCAAAUCCCGGCAUGUACGCACAGAACGUCGGCUACUCGGCUGCCUUUGAUGGUCUCAAUACAGCGCCGACCAUCUCUGCACCAACGCAUUUCGGAGCAAACACUCCCUCCAUGGCGGUCUGGCCUGGUCAAGGCCACCAGUACGGCCAUUCGGCCCCCGAUCAAUCACAUCCUGCUCCUUCUGCUCCCUACGGCGCUCCCUCUCAGUCCUUCGACAUUCCUCCACACGCUACGCCUCAAGAAGCGCAGUACUAUGCAGGCGAAGCUGCCCCUGCACCAGAGUACGCGCCGCCGCAGCCACUCUAUCACACCGAUGCCUUGCCAGAAGGUCAUGCGGAUCGAUACAUGGCUUCUUUCGACCCCUACGGUCGGUCAACCGCCGUGCUUGCCGAAAGGCGCCUCUCGGGACAGCUUGCAACGGCUUCAGCACCAGUGCAAAGCUGGCGACCGACGGGCCCACCCCUCGAGACGGCUCUUGCCGGCAGCCAUUACGCCGCCGCAGAUGCUGCGAGCAGCGCCACUCAUCCACCCGCCUUUGUCAAUCCAUUCUGGCGCAGCUCGAACGCCGAAUAUGUGCCGGCUGACGGAGAGGAGCUCGCGCCGCAGUACCACAGCGGCUUUUCCGAUGGUGAGGCCGAUCCGAGAUCUCACUACGAAUCUACGCUGUCCGCUCAUCUGCACAUGCGCACGCCGACAUUGGCCAAACGUGCACGUGCCGACAGUCCACCUCCGUCACGCGGUAGCAUUCGCGCAUCGUUCGACGCAGGUUCGGCUCCUCUCCUGCCGCCUCCUGGCAGCGCACACGGACGCCCUCCCAGCAGCGCCCACGGCGGUCGACCUCUGACUUCGCACAAUCGUCCCGUUCUACCACCGCUGUCGUCCAUCACGCCUAGUGCCAGUCGACCAGGAACAGCUGCAGCGCUCAGCGCAAGUCGUCCCGGCUCCAUGGCCACACAAAGACUUCCAAGCAUCGACCAACAGCUGCUGGCAACGUCGGCAGAGCUCGACCGAGACGAUGAGGCAAAGGGCGGCAGCUACCGACCUUACACCAGCCCAGCUGGCGCCAACAAUCCAGAUGGCGCUCAAGCGUCCAAACCGUUUCUGCCGCCUUCCUCGUUGCGAUCCUCGCGUCCUUCGUUCAGCUCACGUGGCGAAGCGCGCUUGCCCACAGCUUCAGAGCUCACCGACCGUCCGAUCACCUCAUCGUCUCCAUGGAACAGCGAGCGUCGCCCGUUAACUUCGGGAUCAUCCAUGGCCGGCAAAACGCGCGGCUCGAUCCAAGCCAAUGGAGGUGACCUUCCGCCUCUGACAUCCGGUUUGGCGCAUCUGGACGAUCGUCGAGAUUCGCGCGCCUCGCGUCGAGGCUCAGCAUACGAAUUGACCGGACCGGUCAUCGAUCGUCCUCGGCUUGGUUCUUCUUACAACGCCCGAGAGACGGUUGCUCCGCCGAGACUGCAGACCGAUAGCUCCGAGCUCCGAACCAGUCCGACCAACAACGCCUCGCCGUUCAUGUUCCAGCCGCCGCCUCUGCCUCGCGAAAGCAGCUCAGCUUCGUUGCGACCGUCUGCCGACCGACAUGCAAGUGCGUUUGGUACAGACUGGCGAAGGCCGAGCUCGAGCACGGCUCCGGACGCACACGUGAUUUCACGCAGGCUUGGCUCGAGCAGCGGCUCGGCUCUUGGAUUCGGCGGUCGUGAGGAUGGCAGCGGCUCGAGACCCGGAUCAAGCAGCGGUCUGCCUGCUGCUAGCCGCGAGCUGACGCUUCCUCCUCUCAAGUCCUCGCAUGGUCCCAGUCGGCGCGGUUCGAGCUCGAUCGCCGCACUGUUGCAAGGUGAAGGCGGGAGAGGAAGCGGUCUACGACCAAGCGCGUGGUCGCGUCCUCUGACAUCAGGCGAUGCUCCUGCCCCUAAAUUUGGCGGCAACGGGUACAGCCGUGUAUCGUCUUCGCGCGGAGGAGCAUCCAGCGAUGACGAAGGGGAGGCUUCCGACCGUCGCCGCUCGCUGGCGCAUGACCAGCGCGGCUCGACAAGGGAGGGGCUCACCCGACGCCCAUCGACAUCGGCAGGUGCGGGAUCGACUCGGUUUGCAGCAAGCUUCGACAAUCGCAACGGCUCGGAAAGUCCCGGUCAUUGA
Pseudozyma hubeiensis SY62 is the source of this 2970-nucleotide messenger RNA. Its product is annotated as potential zinc finger protein. The transcript has a single exon. The record is from RefSeq and is a predicted model, not a curated record. Gene Ontology annotation, molecular function: DNA-binding transcription factor activity, RNA polymerase II-specific; RNA polymerase II cis-regulatory region sequence-specific DNA binding. Gene Ontology annotation, biological process: regulation of transcription by RNA polymerase II. Bases 1 to 2970 code for a protein of 989 amino acids. Lineage: Eukaryota; Fungi; Basidiomycota; Ustilaginomycetes; Ustilaginales; Ustilaginaceae.